Molecule: messenger RNA, 342 nt
Organism: Staurois parvus
Lineage: Eukaryota; Metazoa; Chordata; Amphibia; Anura; Ranidae
Source: the annotation of a GenBank genome assembly
UCAUGCUGCUGCCAGGUCCAGAGUCUCUCAUGGGUCCCUGUACGGCCUCCCAUUGCUGCUGUCUCCAUCGCCACACUCUGCCAUGUGCCACUUUCAGGUCUCCUCACACUGCUGGUGUGUUCCAUUUUUUGUCAUAGGGUGCUGGCAGAUUACGGGCCUCCCAUAGCUGCUGCCAGGCCCCUAAUCUGCCAUGGGCCCCUAUACCGCCUCCUCAUGCUGCUGCCAGGUCCAGAGUCUCUCAUGGGUCCCUGUACGGCCUCCCAUUGCUGCUGUUUCCAUCGCCACACUCUGCCAUGUGCCACUUUCAGGUCUCCUCACACUGCUGGUGGGUUCCAUUUUUUG